AUGGCGGCGUCCGUGGAGGCGGCCGCGCCCGCUCCUCCCCAGCCGCCCGCCGCCGAGGAGGCCGACGGGGCCGACGCGGAGCAGGCCAGGACGCUCAUCGGCGCCCUCAACCUGCUCUCGCGCAACCUCCCGCUGCCCCCCGCCGUGCUGCGCGCCGUCUCCUCCAUCUACCGCGGCGGCGAGGAUGAGGACGAGGAGGAGGAUGAAGGGGGCGAGGAGGAGGAUGGGGUCGGCGACGGUGGGGAGCCCGCGUCCCGUGCGGGAGAGGAAGCCACCUUGAUUCAAGAGCUUGAAGAUGCUAUAUUUGGGAACCAAACGAUGCACAUGUCAUCCUCAAAAUUGACCGCUGUGAAAGAAGAGCGCUUCAAUACCUCCAUCCAGCAUCGGUUAGCUGAACUCGAAGGGCUACCAUCUACUCGGGGUGAAGAUUUGCAAAUGAAGUGUUUGCUUGAACUGUACGGGCUAAAGUUACUGGACUUUCAGAAGAAAGUACGGUCUGAUAUUAACUCUGAAUAUUGGCUACACAAAAAGUGUGCGUACCCUGACAAACAAUUGUUUGACUGGGGGAUGAUGCGGAUAAGAUAUCCUUGUGCCAUGUAUGGAACAGGGGAUGGUUUUUCAAUGGAUACUGAAGAUAUGCACCGCAAAAAGAGAUUCACGGAGAGGAUCUCAAAACUGGAGGAGGAGGAAAAGAACCAGGCUGAGAACAGGAAGAGGAAAUUUUUUACAGAAAUUCUCAAUGCUGCUAGGGAAUACCAGUUGCAGUCAUCAGCUACUUACAAACGAAGAAAGCAACGGAAUGAUGGAGUUGUGGCAUGGCAUCUUCGGGCACGCCAACGUAUCACUCGGCUUGAGAAAAAUAGGUUGCAAGUUUUGAAAGCAGGUGAUCAGGAAGCGUAUUUGCGGAUGGUUGAGGAGAGCAAGAAUGAACGCCUGACAAUGCUCCUUGAUAAGACAAAUGAGCUGCUCGAAGGAAUUGGAAAAGCUGUACAACGACAAAAAGAUGCCGAGCAUGUUAGUCGGCCUGAAGUGUCAAAAGACUCAGAAUCUGAUGAAUCCCCUGAAGAUUCUCCUUCAGACGAUGAUGAAGAUACUAAUGGUUCUGCAAAUAAUAGUAAAUUUAAUGCUGGCCGCAGGCUUGAUUCUACUGUUCAUUCCAUUGAAGAGAAGGUAACAGAACAACCAUCAGCUCUUGUAGGUGGGGAACUAAGACCAUAUCAAUUAGAGGGCCUCCAAUGGAUGCUUUCCUUAUUCAACAACAAUUUGAAUGGUAUACUGGCUGAUGAAAUGGGUUUGGGGAAAACAAUUCAAACCAUAUCUUUGAUCGCUUAUUUAUUGGAAAAGAAGGAUGUCUCAGGACCACACUUAAUAGUAGCUCCGAAAGCAGUACUGCCAAAUUGGUCUAAUGAAUUCAAAACAUGGGCUCCCAGUAUUGAUACAAUUCUGUAUGAUGGCCGUCCAGACGAGAGGAAAGCUCUAAGGGAGGCAAAUUUUGGAGGACAAUUUAGCGUCUUGCUCACACACUAUGACUUGAUACUGAAAGAUAAGAAGUUUCUGAAGAAGGUUUACUGGCAUUAUUUGAUAGUUGAUGAAGGGCAUCGUUUGAAAAACCAUGAAUGUGCUCUUGCUCGCACGCUAGUUUCUGGAUAUCAGAUCCGGCGCAGACUACUUUUGACUGGCACUCCAAUCCAAAAUAGCUUACAAGAGCUGUGGUCGUUGCUUAACUUCAUUCUGCCUAAUAUUUUUAAUUCAUCUGGAAAUUUUGAAGAAUGGUUUAAUGCACCAUUUGCAUGUGAUGUUAGCCUGAAUGACGAGGAACAGCUACUAAUCAUACAUCGUUUGCAUCAAGUUCUACGUCCAUUUUUGCUCAGGAGGAAGAAAGCCGAAGUUGAAAAAUAUCUCCCUUCGAAAACACAGGUAAUACUGAAGUGUGACUUUUCUGCGUGGCAAAAGGCAUACUACGAACAAGUCACAAGCGAUGGAAGGGUUGCCCUAGGAUCUGGGUUCAAAUCAAAGGCUCUGCUAAACCUAUCAAUGCAGCUCAGGAAAUGUUGCAAUCACCCUUACUUAUUCGUAGAGCAGUAUAACAUGUAUCAGCGGGAGGAGAUUGUUAGAGCGUCAGGGAAGUUUGAAUUGCUGGAUCGGCUACUUCCAAAACUGCAUAGAGCUGGUCACAGGGUUCUGCUUUUCUCUCAGAUGACAAAAUUGCUUAACAUCUUAGAAGUAUAUAUGCAAAUGUACAAUUUCAAGUACAUGAGACUUGAUGGAUCUACGAAAACUGAAGAACGAGGCAAAUUAUUGGCUGAUUUUAAUAAGAAAGACUCAGAAUACUUCAUUUUUCUUCUAAGCACACGAGCUGGAGGCCUUGGAUUGAAUCUGCAGACUGCAGACACUGUUAUUAUUUUUGAUAGUGAUUGGAAUCCUCAGAUGGACCAGCAGGCUGAAGACCGUGCUCAUCGUAUAGGACAGAAAAAUGAAGUGCGUGUAUUUGUUCUUGUCAGUGUUGGAUCAAUUGAAGAAGAGAUUUUGGACCGUGCAAAACAGAAGAUGGGUAUUGAUGCAAAAGUUAUCCAGGCAGGGUUGUUCAACAAUACCUCUACAGCACAGGACAGGCGUGUGUUGCUACAGGAGAUCUUGAAGAGAGGGACUAGUACACUUGGAACUGACAUCCCUAGUGAGCGCGAGAUAAAUCGUUUGGCUGCUAGAACUGAGGAGGAGUUCUGGCUGUUUGAGAAGAUGGAUGAAGAGAGACGGCAACGUGAAAACUAUAAAUCCAGGCUCAUGCAGGGAAAUGAGGUUCCGGACUGGGUUUUUGCUGAUACCGAAACCUUAGCUGAGAAGCGCCUUAAAGAGGAAGCCAAAAAUCCUGUGAUACUCACAAAAAGACGUAGGAAGGAGGUUGUCUAUUCGGACUCCUUUGUUGAUCAGUGGAUGAAGCCUGAGGAUGGAAACGAAGACAUUCCAAAGCUAACUCCAAGAGCAAAACGGAGUGUUUAUAUGUCUGACAUCCAAGAAGUUGAUAUACAUGACAGGAGAAAAAGGCUCAAAUUUGUGGAGGACAGUGCCGUUGGUGCAAGCAACCCGACCUGGACACCAGAGAAAGGAAGAGUUUCUUCCUACAGCAAGGACGAGAAUGAAGAUGACGAUGAAGACGAUGUCAACACCAGCGGUUUCCAGCAGGGAAACAGCUUCACAUGGAAUACCCUCAGGAGGAAGAGGUCAAGCCAUUCGACCAAUUUACCUUCAGACCUGAAAGGGCGCCCGCCAUUCUAAAGCCAUCUCAGCGGGAUUGCUGUUUAGAUGCAUAUUUAUCUGAAGCCUCAUUAGCAGGAAGAAGCUCUCCUGUAAAGAAAUUAAUAUGGUUUCGAUUUAGAAGUGCAUUUAAAGCUCAUCAACUAUAGAGUUAGCCGUACAUUAUAUGGAUAUGUUGGCAUUAAGCCGUACUCCAUCAGAUCUUGUAGUCAAUGUUCCGUGACUUAUUCGACGUUUUCUGCUAUGAAACUUGAGAUGUUCGUUGUUUCA
Lolium rigidum is the source of this 3522-nucleotide messenger RNA. RefSeq names its product probable ATP-dependent DNA helicase CHR719. Bases 1 to 3273 code for a protein of 1090 amino acids. The transcript is spliced from 12 exons. Gene Ontology annotation, molecular function: DNA binding; ATP binding; ATP-dependent chromatin remodeler activity. The record is from RefSeq and is a predicted model, not a curated record. Gene Ontology annotation, cellular component: nucleus. Gene Ontology annotation, biological process: positive regulation of transcription by RNA polymerase II. NCBI's taxonomy places the organism in Eukaryota, Viridiplantae, Streptophyta, Magnoliopsida, Poales, Poaceae.